UGUGCAGGAAGAGAGGUUUUGUUUACCGGGCGUUUAAGUCUGCUGAAUCUCAGUCGUUGACUUUAGCUGUAUUAACAGUGUGAGGAGACAGGCCAUAUACUUUGUGUUACUCGCAUCUGGAUCCGGCGGAGUUGCUGACAAGUAUGUCGUAUCAUUUAUUCCAUUGUCUGCUGGCUGCCAUUUUCCUAAUCACGAUAUUCCAAGGCAGAGGAGCCUCGGACAGUUGUCCUCAUCCAUGUUCGUGUACAUACAAAGGACAGAUAAUUGAAACUUUGGAUUGUUCAAAUCUUAACUGGGAAAGCAUUCCUCCAGAGUUUAUUUUCCCGCCUUCCGUGAUUAAUAUUUCGCUUGCUAAUAAUCUCCUUGUUGUUCUCAAUAAUGGUACAUUCAGGAACCUGACAAAUCUCCAGUCACUGGACAUCUCUUACAACCGUUUGACAGCCUUGGAAUACUCAUGCUUCGAAGGAUUGGAAUCAUUGAUAAAACUUAAAAUGAGCUUCAACAAUCUAAAGAUGACAACAGGUAUUUACGCUCCGGGAAUAUUCCGAUAUUUGAAACAUCUGAAAGUUUUAAGUAUCCAUGGCAACAUCAGGCAAUCUACACCAGGUCAAACUUACCCGGAUGUAGCACUUUCUGAUCUCGAGAUGUUAGAAAUAUUGGAAAUGGACGGAUUAACAGAUAUGAUAUUUGGACAGGGGUUUCGGAAAUUAAAAUAUUUGACCGUUCUUGAUAUGACAGCAAAGCGUGGUGACGGUUUCUGUGAGUUGAUCGACGUCUACUACACAACGUUUAGCAGUUUUAGCGAUUCCUCACUUUCCGUGUUGAAGUUGGUACAGUGUAAUAUAUACCGUAUAGCACCAGGGGCGUUCUCAAUGCUUAAACAUCUAACCGAAUUAGACUUGUCUGACAAUCAUCAUAUUGCAUUUGACGGCAUGAAGAAUGCAAGCUUUGGAUUAAACCUAACAAAUAUUCAGAUUUUGCGUCUAAAUGCCAUUAACAGAUAUAGCAAUCCCUGGACGCUUCAGAAUAAACAUUUUGUUUAUUUCAAUACAACAAACCUCAAAACGUUGACGUUAGAUUCUAACAAGAUCACAAAAAUUGAAAAGGACGUUAUAGAACUCCUUCCAAUGUCUUUGGAGAAUUUAUCAUUUCGGAAAAAUAUUUUAACAGAUGGAAGUUUCUCAGUAAACAUCAUUCGCUUAAAGAAUCUUGUAGUACUUGAUAUAAGCUACCAGUUGGCUUAUCGUCACGUGACUGCUCCAAUAUAUCCAAUCCGGAGGAGAGAAAACAAAGAUGACAAGAAGGAGAGAAAAUCUUUCAGGAGUGCCAUUACUGCAUCACCUUCCUUUACAAAAUUUUGGGAUGUUUCACGUCCACAGCAAAUUGCCACCAGGUCAAACCAAUACCUUUCCUUCCGUCCUGACAACCAUACAGUAGACCAUGAUUUCUAUUUACCAAUAAAAUUGCGGAAAAUCUACGCAAGCCAUCUUAAGCUCGACCCUUUAACUAUUCCAGCUUUUACAUUCAAUUCAAAUAAUUCUUUAGAAUAUUGCGACUUGUCGUCCAAUGGACUCCAUGCCUGGUUCGGCAAAUUGUCAGGUUUACACUCCUUAACGAUGUUAGAUUUUCCUAUAAUGCAAUGUUUCGGUUGGCUCCGGAUUCGUUCGGUGACAUGCCUAAUUUACAUACCCUCUUCCUGAAUGGAAAUAGACUCGGCGUUACUAUAAUGCAGGACACGCAUUUUCUGACAUUUUCCAACCAAACAAAAUUAACCUAUCUGAAUUUGAGUGACAAUAGCUUAACUGAUCUUCCAGAAUUGAUCUUUGCCAAACAAACAACGCUUGAAAAGCUAGAUAUCCACCAUAACUUUUUGUCGGCCAUUAAUUUUCGAAUGAAGUCACUAGAAAAGAUAAAAGAGAUUAAUCUUUCGAAUAAUACAAUAAGAAGCCUAACGCGUGUCAAUAUGGAGGAGAUUGAUUAUUUAGUUAAGCGGUCAAACUUCACCAUAGACUUGACCGGAAACCCCCUGCAAUGUACAUGUGAUCAGUUAGAACAACUUCGAUGGAUGGUGGUUACUAAAUUCGUGUUCCGGAACUUAGAACGAUACACUUGUAAAGCCAACAAUGGCAGCAUUGUCAGUCUUGGUGCGUUGGACGAUAUGGUGGGACAAAUGGGAAUCGACUGCAUAACAGGGGAGGUAAUUAUCAUUUGUGUGGCUGUGUUUUGUGGACUGAGCUUUAUACUUACAGUAGCUGCUCUCGCCUACUACAAGAAGUCUCGACUUGUGUACCUCUUCAGUGUAGGCAGAAAACACAUCAAUCCAUUAGGAACAAAUAAUCCAACAGGAACAAACAUUCAAGAUGGCGAAGAAAAUGAAGAACAAAAGAAAUUUACGGUGUAUGUGUCUAUUGAACCCUCCCGGCUAGUGAAUGAUUUCGUCUUCCAACUAAAGGAACAUCUUCAAACUAAAGGCGUAUCUGUGUGCAUACCAGAGUUAGAUAUGAGAAGUGGCGCGAAAGAGAAUAUAUCUAUCGUUCAGGCCAUGAACAACAGUGCAUGUAUACUAGCUCUCAUUGACAACGCCUACAUGACGUCAUUUCAUCGUCUUUUCGAAUUCGAGGUUGCUGUCAUUGAAGGAAUUCAGAACCGAUUUAAUAAUAUUGAUUGUUGUUUUAUUAAAAGACUUGGACAGCAGACAUCUGCAAAUGAACGAUUUCGUUGCGAUGUACUGUCGAGAGAACCAUUUCUUUGAUGAUCGUCGGGGGCAAGAAAGAUUAUUUAUGGAAUUAGAAAAUGAAAUCAUAAGGUACAAGGAGUUUACAGAGAGAAAGACAUAGCAUUUUAAUGUGACAAAGCUCUGCAUUCAGCUCGCUAUAUUCACUUAGGGAGUGGCAGAUGGAUGAAGGGUUGUAUAGUUGAUGUCAUAAACCCAUUUGGAAACCUCCCUUGUUCCUUGUCGUAAUCAAUGUUUACCUAACGUUUGUUUUAUAGGAAGACAGUUGUUUUGUUGUUGUUGUUUUUUUGUUAUUUGUUAAGUUGGUAAAUAUUUAGUAGAUAAGUGUGAUUUUCUUAAGAUCACAUAAUCCUAUAAGUUCACAAUCAGAUUUGCAAUUUAUGUUUGAUUUAUUGUACUUUAACACUGUGUUUCUGUGAAGAAAUCCUAAACAAUAUAAAUAAAUGUAUCAUAUUUACAUGAACUAACACAGAAACAAUUACACUGACUUAUAUACAUAAUAAGAGAGCCCGGAUGACCUCUGAAAUGCACAUUUCUUGGGUUCGCGAUUUAGACAGAAAAUUCGCGCGUGAAAACAGGAAGGUACUUUUGUUCAUAGACAACUGCCCCGCCCACACAGUCGUAAACAAUCUGAAGUCAAUAGAGAUCAGAUUUUUGCCCCCGAACUCUAUCUCAUUCCUCCAGCCCAUGGAUCAGGGCAUCAUUAUAAACAAUUUUAAUGUGUUUUAUCGCGAACUUUUGAUUCAGGCUAUGCUCAAAGCAAUGGACAAAAAAAAACAUAAAUUUGUCGUCGAUUUAGCUUCAGCUAUAAACUGGAUUUAUCGUGCAUGUGGACUUCAGGCUUGUUUUGGAAAGGUAGGGUUUAAGUCUGACCCGGCAGAGGUCAUUAUCGAAAUCGACCAAUCAGACGACAUCCUAGAUGACAUGCCAUUGAGCGACUUGAGACGAGUUUUGCUGGACACACCUCUUACGGAAUACAUCGAAGUUGACUCUCAGUUAACAUCGCGCAAGACAUUCACAACUGACAAGGACAUUGUCAGGGAUUUGACAGAUACCGACGUUAACCAGGACAGUAGCCAGGAGAGUGAUAUUGACGAUGAUCCGGUAAGGAUUCGUGAAACAGCAACUAGCGCUGUCGACAGAGGGUACGUGGAGAGUAACGCGGAUGUACCACGGGGGAUUGGCAUGAUUUUCCAAAUGAUAGUCCAUAUAUAUAUGUAUUAUAGUGACAAUGUCACAAAGUCACUAUAAUAUAUACAUAUGUAUCUAUAUGGACUAUCAUUUGGAAAAUCGUGCCAAGCCCCUGUGUGAUGUACCGGAAACUAUUUUCACGUUUAUUCGCCAGCUUCAUUCAUAUAUAGCCAAAGUUAAAAGAAAUAAACAAUAACAAACAACAGUAGAAGACUUCUUCAAGCCAAAGUAACUUUCUUUGUAAGAAACUGUUAAAACAUGUUGUGACUAAAUAAAAUGUUGAUUGAA
Pecten maximus is the source of this 4213-nucleotide messenger RNA. RefSeq names its product toll-like receptor 4. Lineage: Eukaryota; Metazoa; Mollusca; Bivalvia; Pectinida; Pectinidae. The transcript has 2 exons. Gene Ontology annotation, molecular function: protein binding. The record is from RefSeq and is a predicted model, not a curated record. Bases 1640 to 2752 code for a protein of 370 amino acids. Gene Ontology annotation, biological process: signal transduction.